AUAAACAGGAGCUCAAGGGUUACAGCUGCAGGGCAUAGGCGGUUUCAAAUGCUGAUCCUCAGGGAUCUGUCAAACCAUUGACACCUUGGGAACAAGAUAAUAUUACUGAGCAGAUAAACGAAACUUCAGAAGCCGCAACAAUGAAUGACAAUGCAAAUCAGCUUGAAAGACUCGGGUGUCCAUGCGGAAUCUGUUGAGUAUGCUAAAGCACCAUCUACUCCAGGACUGGUACAAGAGCCAAAUUUGCCCUGUGUGCAGGAGGCUUUGGCCUGUGAUGAUCAUUUGGAAUCAGAAGAUCGCAAUUCUAAUGAGUUAGUGGCUGCGGUGAGCACAAUGAAUCCUUUAAGUAAGCUGGAUUGGUCUUUACAAAAUAAUUCAAAUUGUGAUAUUGUUCAGUGCACGCUUCCUCAGGAGAAUGGCCACCAUGUCAGAGAUCUGGAGGUCAAACAAGCAAAGCCACUUGGUAAACUCUGUCAAUUCGAUGCCUAUGAUAUCAAAGUGUUCAGAGGGCACCAGAUGGUUCAGACAGAAUAAAAAAUUUAAAAAACAUGCAAAAUGUUUUUCUUGUACGAGAAAAUUGAGAUUCUAAGAUUUAGAGGAAAUUGAUCAUAGUUUCUAAAUGACUUGCUUCUAUAUCAAAUUAUAAAGCUUUUCUCUUUAUUGAAA
Pistacia vera is the source of this 666-nucleotide messenger RNA. RefSeq names its product sister chromatid cohesion 1 protein 4-like. The transcript has 3 exons. NCBI's taxonomy places the organism in Eukaryota, Viridiplantae, Streptophyta, Magnoliopsida, Sapindales, Anacardiaceae. The coding region runs from base 145 to 534 and encodes 129 amino acids. The record is from RefSeq and is a predicted model, not a curated record.